Acanthochromis polyacanthus (spiny chromis) is the source of this 5622-nucleotide messenger RNA. RefSeq names its product adrenoceptor alpha 2B (gene adra2b). Bases 1010 to 2590 code for a protein of 526 amino acids. Lineage: Eukaryota; Metazoa; Chordata; Actinopteri; Pomacentridae. The transcript has 2 exons. Gene Ontology annotation, biological process: adenylate cyclase-activating adrenergic receptor signaling pathway. Gene Ontology annotation, molecular function: G protein-coupled receptor activity. Gene Ontology annotation, cellular component: membrane. The record is from RefSeq and is a predicted model, not a curated record.
UGCCAUAACUGCUGUGGUCGAGCCGCUCGGGUACAGAUUUAACAGAGAGGAUGGGUGGGUGGAGGGCUGUACGGGGAUGGAGAGAGAGUAGAAGGAUCCCAUGACGCCCAGCUCCAUAAUGACAUCACCGGGUCUAAAACAAGCGCAAGAGGGAGAUGGGAGGCACCCCACACUUAUUAGAUUUUGUUGUAAGGUCCUGCUCACAAGUGAAGAUGCUGCUGCGCCUCUGUGAGGGAAGCUGCAAUGAGCGGCUGAAUCUCUGCGUCCCGCUGAACUUCUGGAGCACCGAGGAGCCAGAAUAAUAACUCCUGAGACGCACAGACUGAGGCAGCUCGGCGUGGAUAAUUUAACCACCGAAGGAAGAAGCUGCGCGUUUUUGACAGCACGUCUUGGCUUCGUGCGCAGCGCUGGAGAGCUCCGGGUUGACUUGGGUGGACUGGAAACGCUGACAUCGGGCUGUCAUCUGCCACGAAGUAUCGUGUGUGUUUUUCAGUGAAACGAUGUAAAUAUUUGUAUUGCAUUGCUUGUUGUUUCAGUUUUUUGCUCGCUAUUCAGAUGAGACGCUCCGCUGUACGCGCGUCUCCAAACGAGGACGCACGGAGAUUCAGCUUCAGAUUGCACAAGUGUCAACAUUUACUCUAACCCGAUCUCUCAUAUUCAGUGUAAACGACUCCAAAUUCUAAUAUCACAAAUUAAUUCUUCCCGUUUUUGAGGACAGCAGCCUGGUUGAGCCAUUUUGGAGAAAGGUACAUUUUGCGCAAAACAAGUUUUUGAUUGUUUGGACUUUAACUCUGCAAGGACUGAAGGACGGCAGUUUUGGGAGGGAAGUUCGUUCUACAAAGUGGCAUAAUUGAAGAGCACUGAUCUGUGUCUUGACGCAUUGCCCAGGACUGCUUCGUGUGCUUAAAAUGGACUUGGAGGACCUGCCGUGGGGGGCACAGGGGAGCUUUCAUUUGGAGAAAACACAGAGACAAAGCAAGUGAGAUAAGUCUGGAAAGAUAACCCCAGCAUGGCCUCGGUUCUGGACAACGGCUGCUCCAUGGAGCUGAGCAGCUUGAACAGCAGUGUGAGCAUCUCCGGAGCCUCCGUGCCCUGCAACCAGAGCAUCCCGAAGCUCGCCCCUUACUCCCCCGAAGCCACGGCGGCCUUUGCCACCGCCAUAACCCUGAUGGUGCUCUUCACCAUCGUGGGAAACAUCAUGGUCAUCAUCGCCGUGCUGACCAGCAGGUCUCUCCGAGGUCCGCAGAACCUCUUCUUGGUGUCUCUGGCCGCUGCAGACAUUUUGGUGGCCACACUCAUCAUCCCCUUCUCCCUGGCCAACGAGCUGCUGGGCUACUGGUACUUCAAAUCUCUGUGGUGUGAGAUCUACCUGGCGCUGGAUGUGCUCUUCUGCACCUCCUCUAUCGUGCACCUGUGCGCAAUCUCCCUGGACCGCUACCUGUCCAUCUCCAGGGUCACUUACGGGCGUCAGCGGACUCCGAAGCGCAUCAAAGCCGCGAUUGUAGUGGUGUGGCUCAUUUCUGCCAUCAUCUCCUUCCCUCCCCUGCUCUCCCUGAACAAAAGUGAGGGAGGCAACCCAGGGAGUAAGGGAGGACCUCAGUGCCAGCUGAAUGAUGAGGGCUGGUACAUCCUCUACUCCACCAUUGGCUCCUUCUUCGCCCCAUGUCUCAUCAUGAUCCUGGUCUACAUAAGAAUUUACCAAAUAGCCAAGCAGAGGACACGCUGCCCCCCAGGAGAGCCCAGGAAGGAUGGGGUUGGCUGUGCAACGCCAAGUCAGCCUCCUCGACACGCACAAGCCAACGGGAAGAAUGAGGAAGAGAGCACUCCCCCUUCAUCCAACAAAACCUCAAACGCCAGACCCCCUACCCUCGCCAUAACCCCUUCCCCAGCCUCAGGAGAGUCUCAGAACUCCCAGAAUCCCACCGCCAAUAAUCUCCUGCAGCCUCCAUCCCCUUCUCCAGCCAUGUCCCCGGUCACUGCCUCCCUUGAUACCUCUCCUCACGGCCCCUCGACCCCUUCCUCUGUGCCUCUGUCUGCGCACAAGACGAAAGAGGAGGGGAAGAAGGGCAAGCGUCUGGGAGGGAAGAAGGCCGACAACAACAACGGUGACAGCUCGAGCACAGAAAGUGACAUGGAGCACAGCCAUGGAGGAGGUCGAGGCAGCACCAGCAUGCCAGGGUCCCCAGGAGGAGGGGGGAUCCAUUCCCCGGCCUCAGUGAAGCGCUACAGGGAUAUGAUCGCCACUUCAAAGGGGGCUCGGCUGGUGCCAGGGAGAAAGUCAAAAACAGACACCAACCCUGGAGCAGCGAGGCGUAAAGCCAUGGUGAACAGAGAGAAACGCUUCACCUUUGUUCUGGCGGUGGUUAUCGGUGUCUUUGUGGUGUGCUGGUUCCCUUUCUUCUUCUCCUACUCCCUGCAGGCAGUGUGCCCACAGACCUGCGCCAUCCCAGACGCACUCUUUAAGUUUUUCUUCUGGAUUGGUUACUGCAACUCUUCACUCAACCCUGUCAUAUACACCAUCUUCAACAAAGACUUCAGAAAGGCCUUCAAAAAGAUCCUGUGCAGAGGCACCAAGGGUACUUUCUUCUAGCAUGAAAAUCUGCUGUAGAGGACAUGAACACACACACACACACACACACACACACACAAAUAAAAUAAAAUAAAAUAAAACGCUGUUUAUGAGGCAAAAAAAACAACAAUCAUUUCCAUUUUUCAGAACACUCAAAGGGCUGUUUUAAAAACAUGUCAAACUGUGCAAAUUCCAGCGUAAAAUUCAGAACUGAGACACUUUUACAGACGCAGCGUGCAAGCAGGCAACUUGGACUGUGAAAUCCCAGCACUGAGAGUCACAAAUUUUUACAGGGUAUGGGAGGACAUGAAAAAGAAGCCGAGCAGGACUUCAUUUUACUGCUUUGCACUUCAGUAUUGCUGACAAGUUUUCCAAUGCAAAGUUUUAUCUCCACAUCACACUGAAUAAAUACCAGUUCUGAGAGAAAAAGUGGUGCAGCACAGAAGAAAUGUUACAAAACCGAUGAUGGGUCAGUAAGAAAUCAGAAGAACUGACUCCCCAAUAUGUAUACAGACUCUUUCAUAUAAAUAUAUAUAUAUAUAUAUAUAUAUAUGUAUAUAUAUAUAUAUAUAUAUAUAUAUAUAUAUAUAUAUAUAUAUAUAUAUGUAAUGUUUUGUAGCUACUAAAGACUCUACGACUAAUGGGGAGAAAAGACGGGUUAAUAGGAAGGAAAAGUGACCUUAGAUUCUUGUGAGCCUAAGGCCUUCUAUUCAUCGAUACAGAGCACAAGGAGCACACAAGGUUAGCUGUGAUUUCUUACGUCUGCAGUCUUAAUUUGCCCGGCUGUAGGGCAAACAUGUGUUCCUUGAUUUUUAUCUAAAAAUGCAGCAACAAGAGAGGGUUUCUGAUUAGCUCCAAUAUGAUAGCACAAACAAGGGCACCCUUUCAGACUCAUGUGUGUGGAAAGCCUUCACGUCAGAAAUCUUUUGCUCUUAGCUCAGUAUUGAUCACAAUGGACACUCAGGUUGUUUGUAAAGAUUCUCCUUUGCUUUCAUGAAAUGUCGAAUAAACUCAAAUGUUACGGAUUUUGGACUUCAAAGAAAAUCACAUUUAUGUUCUGAAGAUGUGGAUGGUUGGACACUCUUUCCACCUGAACCAUCACAUUCAUGAACUGACCUGUCUUCUUCAGCAUGUCUCAGUAUUUGGACAUUUCUUCAACAAUAAAAGCUUUUUUUGAGCUUCAGUAUCUAAUGGGAGGUGCAUCUGCUGAAGACUGACAAAAAAACCAAACUGAUUCUCAUGAUUAUUUAACUUGUGAACAUGAUUUCCCUGCUUCCUGAGGAGCAGCAGUAUUUACCAGGUAGACGUUCAUUUUGACUUUGAAGGCUGGAUGAACAAUGCAAUUAUGGGUGAUGUUACCCCUAAUUAGGCCUACAUGGGUUCCACCGAGAACCGUCUGGGUGAGUCACUCUUUAUCAACGCCUCUGGCACAUCAUUGCCUGCAGCGGACUUCUACGUGGCACAUUUGGCAUGUUGCUGAGAGGCAAAGGAGGACGAACACUUAUUUUUCUCACCAAGACACCGAGGCUCUGUCAGUUUCCUCGACAAAAAGAGGAAGAAAAAAAAACAGUGUCUGUAACUGUGAACAGCACACAGACUUAUUGACUCAAUGGGACAAGGGCUGUCAGCAGCAACACAUCAACUUACUAACUGUCUAAUUCUGCUGACCUGUGUGAGUGUGUGCGUGUAUGUGUGCGUGCAUGUUGACUUUUAUUGUUCUGUAGAAAGUGUCAGUGCCUCCUCUGGCUGCUAUGUACUGCAGAUCUACUGUAAUAUUGAAGAACAGAGACCAGAUUUUGUUCUUUUUCUUUUUUUUGUUGUUGUUUUUUGGUAGGCAUCGCAUUGCUGUCUGUCAUGUGAACGUUUCACUUGCUGGGAGGAUCAGCAGUAAAACAGUAUAGCUGCGUUAAGAAAGUCUUAUCGGUGAUAGUGAGUACAUGGCUUUUUAGUGAUCACCCUCAAGGGACCAAAGAGCCUUAUUGGACAUGAGCCUGUCUCAGUGAUUUCUGGCUCUGUGUUGCUUUAACGACAUAUUAGUUUAUAUUUGGUGUAUGUGACGGGAGGCAAAGGUUGAAAUUAUUGUAUUAUUUAUUUCAAGCUAUUUUGUGUUUUCUGUCUGUUGCCUAUUUAUUGUUCAGUUACUGUGCUUUUAUUAUGAAAACGAAGCAAAUUGAAACUGAUCAAAGAGCGAGAACACACUUAAGAUCUCGAAUAAGAGCAAAUUUGACUUCUGCCAUUAGGCUCUUGCUUUGUGAGCUAUAUUUAAAGCUUGGGGGAUGUAUUUGUGUUGAACUGAAGGAACAUGAACUUUGAGUUAUGUGCACAAUGCAGAACCCAGAAUGCAACAUUUAUCAUCAUUGUUUCAUCUAGUUAUAGUACAGUGAAAAUGUUCAGACAUACAAGCACAUUCAUGGAUGUACAAAUGAUCAAGCAUACUGCUACAGGAAAACUCUCUCCUCACCACUGCUACUGUUGUCUACCUUCUCCUUAAAAAAGCGAACAAAUACGAAAAUGUCAAUAGCACCCGCAGUCAGUUUCAGCUGGACGAUUCGCAGGAUAUUAAGGCUACAAUCCAUACCAUACACAGCUGCUGGAAGAUUUAAAUAAAUGAUUAAAUCAGACGGUUACAAGUAAGAACUCUCUGCACUUAUACAACUGAUCCCUGCCUUCAUUUGAAAUUCUUACUUUCCUCACCAGAAAUACAAACAAUAAAACAGCUACAACUGUAACAAAAAUAGCCACAAAAGGCCAAUGGAUUCAUGGCUGCAUCCAAUUAAUAGGAGUUGCAAUGCUGCUCAAACUCACCAACCAUGGCUUUAUGUGGUGAGGCUGCUGCUUUGUUUGUUUUAAAAAAAGUAAGAAUUCCGGCUUAAAGGUGACAGGUGCAGUAAUCUGCCUCUUGAUCACCCUCCUUUCCCCCUGAAACCGCCUGUAUUGCCUCUUCCCCAACUGUGUUUGGACCGAAACUGCCUGGUCUGAGCUUUGCAGUCUUCUAUCCCCCCAUCUGUCAUCACUCCUCUCCAGUUUUGGAAAUAAAGCUACUUGAAAACGCA